Phaeoacremonium minimum UCRPA7 is the source of this 1677-nucleotide messenger RNA. RefSeq lists its product as hypothetical. The record is from RefSeq and is a predicted model, not a curated record. The coding region runs from base 1 to 1677 and encodes 558 amino acids. Lineage: Eukaryota; Fungi; Ascomycota; Sordariomycetes; Togniniales; Togniniaceae. The transcript has a single exon.
AUGGCGACAACUACGGCGACAACCCCCGUCUUACAGAGCGGAAAGUGGGAUCGAAGAGCUGGACGUUACGACUUCAAGCGUUUCGACCAUGCAUCCUCGACUGCCGUUUCCAUCGCAAACGAAACAAUCGGCAAGGUGACUGUCGACAUCAAGUUCCUCUUCAGGCGCUCUCAAUGGGGCACCCUGGGCCAGGACGAGAACCCCGCGGGGAUCCUCUAUAUGGAUCUCAACUUCACCCAGCCGGUAGGCCACAAGCUUACGUCCGCAACAAUCCAGGUGACUUUGGACGACGAUGAUGUCGCCUUGGAUCACUACCGCGAUCCAGCACUUCUGGACUCGGGCCGUCCCGUCCAGAUCACCGAAUGGUAUGGCCCCAAACAAUUCGGUGGGCCGACGAAGAUGGCGCAUAAGCAGAGAACAAUCAAUCUGACGCCAGAAGCGAACGUGCUCGGAAAUGGAGGCGGAGGUCUUGGAGUAAACUUCAAUAAGUCGUUUGUGCAUACCAGCAAGUGGACAUUUCAGGGCAGCUUGCACCCUGGCCCGACUGGCCCCAGCUGGGCAUAUCGAAGGCUGAAGUGGGACAUGACUGAAAAUGACCUCGAGAAGCACCCGGACCAUGCGAACAAGGUCCACACGGCAUUUGCCUUUGAGAACAGCGGCCAACCUUUUCUGAUGAAAGUUCAAAUUGAUGGAGAAUUGGAGAAGAUUGGCAGCAGGUUGAAAGAUAAAGUGAAGAAAAAAUUUGGGCCACGGCCUCGGAAGGAGCAGGACAUAUCCUCCACGCUGGUUGGUGCCUUCUACGGAAGGCGGCGACCUCUAGAUGAACUAGCCAAAGGCUUGGAAAGAGCGAUGGAGCUGGAGAACCGCAACUCGGUCCCUCUGGAAAUGCCUGCUUCUCAGCAAGCAACAUUUCAGCAGCUGCCCUACGAGCCCGCCGCCUCAAAUAACCCCGCUACCGUCGGUUCAUCGGCUGCACCUGGAGGUAUGCUGGCAUCAAACCCACCACCACAGAUUCAAAUCGAAGACGGCGAACCGAUAGGGUUGCUGGAAGAUAGGUCAUUGUCGGCCGAUCGCACUGAGCCAACACUCGACAACCUUGCAAGAGUUGGUGACUUCUUCAGUAUGCCGAUUCGCCGGCAGCCACCCGUCAGACGAGAUAUAGUUCGUGAAGACGUGUCUGAGAUAUCCGAGUUCACGUCUGCCACAACACUGGUCAACAGCCAUGUUGGAGAAGGAGAUCAAGAGGAGGAAGAACAGGAAGCGGAAUCGGAGCCAGAACGGGCGGUGCAGAUCAAGAACAAGAAACAACAAAAAGUAACAAACUCAAAUAAGCUCAACGACCAGGAGGCGAUGGCAAAAGCCUUUGAGGUUGCCUUUGUGCGAGUAUUUGUACAAUGUGUGAUGUAUCUGAUGAGCUUGUGGGAGGCAGCGACUUCAACCAAGAGCUAUGAUGAAGAGUACGAUGAUGAUGAUGAGGUGGAUGACGAAGACGAUGAAGAGGAGGGAGAAGAGCAUCUACCAAAGCCAAGAACAAAGCCAAAAUCAAAGCCAAAGCCAAAAUUGAAACAGAAACAGAUACACAGCAAACAAGGCUCUCAUGUGGGAAGUGUCAUAAAGACUACUCCAGUAAAGAAGAAGGUAGCCAGGCGAAGGCGGGUGUCUGAUGCAUCGGAGUAA